AUGGCAUUUCAGCUUCUUGCGUUUAUAUAUCAGUGUGUGACCCAAGAACUUGCGGCGCGUCCCGCGUCCACCGGGGUGCCCAUGCAUCAUUUUUCGGAAGUGCGCGUAGGCUCUGUGCGCGAGACGUGUCCGCACAAGAACGCUGCCCACUGUGCGGAGUUGGCAUAUGCUGAGGUGGCACAUUCUGGCUCAUUGGCCCUCUAUGCCACCAACAGCAGGACUGGCUUGGUCAUCGAGGUCGGGGACGGGGUUGCCCAAACAGUGCCACUGUACGAUAGCUACAUGAUCUUCAAUGCCGUGAAGCGCAGGGACUUUGGCGGAAGAGACCUUACAGCUUACUUGGGCGAACUCUUGCGCACAGAGGUUGGAUACAAGCCGGACAAUUCCAAGGGCGAUGUUGACUGGCGCGCUUUGACAGCGGUCAAGGAGUCCAUGUGCCGGGUGCGGCAGCGCGACACGACCAACCAUGAGGACACUAAUCCAGCAGCCUCAGGAACGUAUCAGCUGCCGGACGGAAAGGUCCUGCAUCGAGAGCAAGAUUGCCUUGCUCAGUGUGCAGAAGCCUUGUUUCAGCCGGCUCGUUUGCUGAAGCGUGACGAGGAAGAAGGAAUCCAGAAGAUGGCCACGGACAGCAUUUUGGCUUGCAGCCGGGACAUUCUGAAGGAUUUAGCUGGCAACAUUGUGCUGUCCGGUGGCUCGAUGCUGUUUCCUGGCAUGUGCCGCCGAGUGGAGCAGGAGCUACAGGCCCUGCUCCCGUCCACCAUCAAGGCGGCGGUGUCCCGCGUGGCCAGCCCUGCGUAUGCUGCAUUCACUGGAGGCUCGAUCGUUGCCUCCAUGCCAGACCUGCAAAAGACAUUUAUGACGAAAGCAGAGUAUGAAGAAUACGGUGCCGCUUUCAUUCACACAAGAAGUGUGAGUCUCACAAAGCCUCAGCUUUGA
Messenger RNA from Effrenium voratum, 939 nucleotides. NCBI's taxonomy places the organism in Eukaryota, Dinophyceae, Suessiales, Symbiodiniaceae. The record is from the annotation of a GenBank genome assembly.